Messenger RNA from Petromyzon marinus (sea lamprey), 2655 nucleotides. RefSeq names its product PR/SET domain 12 (gene PRDM12). Gene Ontology annotation, cellular component: nucleus. Lineage: Eukaryota; Metazoa; Chordata; Hyperoartia; Petromyzontiformes; Petromyzontidae. Gene Ontology annotation, biological process: regulation of gene expression; neurogenesis. Gene Ontology annotation, molecular function: histone methyltransferase binding. The record is from RefSeq and is a predicted model, not a curated record.
GACACACAGACACAGACACACAGACAGACACACAGACAGACUCACAGACACACACACAGACACACAGACACACAGUGAGGCACACAGACAGACACAGGGAUCACCCCCGCCGCUACCGCGGGACAAUAAAUAGACACACACACAGAUAUAUAUAUAUAUAAAGGCGCAUACGACACGGAGAUAGACAAACAGACGGAUAAGCAAAAGGAGACAGAGAGACAGACAGGACCGAGACAAAAGAGACAGUCACACGUAAAGAGACACUCACAGAGAGAUACGGACAGGCACACCGACUUACAGACAGGGCGGGUAUACAGACAGACAGACACACCAAGAAAGAUACAGAGCGUCAAACGCUCAGAAAAAGACACAGUCAGACAUAAGCACACAGCCGGGAAGAUACUCAGAACGACACAGACCACCACUCCUCGUCCCGCCGCGUAAAGCUUUAACAGACUUUUGGGGCAAGUGCUGUUAGCGAGCACCUACACAGACACGCAACGCAGUCACAGACGUGCAUAGAUAUAGACACAGUCAGAGACACGCACGCCACUGCGCAAACGUUAAAACAAACACACACACACACCAAAAAAAAAAAUCUUCAACUCAAAUAAUUACAUCUCCUCCCACCCACUGACCUCCUUGGAAAGAAUACAUUUUUAUAUAUAUCCGUGGGACCUCCUGCGAAUUUGAGUUCGUUUCAGACACCCCCCCCCCACCACACCAGGCAAAGCCAUGUCGGCAUUCGCCAGCACCACCCACAUUCUGUUCGCCGCUCAGGCCGUGGCGAGCGAACUUCAGGCGUUCAGGCCAAGCCUCUCGCUCAAGCCGUCCGGCCUCUCGUCCCUGGCCGAGAUCAUCACGUCGGACAUACUUCACAGUUUCCUUUACGGCCGCUGGCGCAGCGCUCUCAACGAGCAGAGAGACAUCGGCGGCGGCGGCGGCGGCAUCGGAGGCGCCAGCGAGAGAGCCAGCGGAGCAUUCAAGGCGGCGCGCGGCAUCGGCGAUGCGAUGGUCUCCGGCGUGGUCCCUCCGUUUAGCUUCUCCGGAGGCGUCGCCACUUUGGCCAAGCUGGACAAGAUGUCGAGUUUGGCUCUGCCUGCCGAACUCACCGUGGCACCAAGCUCCGUGCCCGGGGAAGACCUGGGCAUCUACACGAGAACCUGGAUCAAGCAGGGGACCGAGAUGGGACCUUUCACGGGCAAGAUGAUUCCCCCGGACGGUGUGGACAUCUUCAAGAACAACAACCUCAUGUGGGAGGUGUUCAACGAGGAUGGCACGGUGCGUCACUUUGUGGACGCGAGCCAGGACAACCACCGCAGCUGGAUGACUUACAUCCGCUGUGCGCGCAACGAGCAGGAGCAGAACCUGGAGGUCGUGCAGAUCGGCAACAGCAUCUACUACAAGGCCCUGGAGCCCAUCCCGCCUGACCAGGAGCUGCUGGUGUGGUACAGUUUCUCGCACAACACCUUCCUGGGCAUCCCCGGAGUGCCCGGCAUCGAAGACGAACAACGCAAGAAGCACAAAGACGACGAACUCCAACUUCUCGACUGCCAAGGUGUCGGCGGAGGCGGCGGCGGCGGCGGUGGUGGCUUCAUCAUCAGCAGCAGCAGCGCCAGCAGCAGCAGCCUCAGCCUCAGCAGCAGCAGCAACAGCAGCAACCUCGGCGGUGGCGGCGGCGGCGGUGGCGGCAGCAAACUGCGCUGCGUCAUCUGCCACCGCGGAUUCAACUCGCGCAGCAACCUGCGCUCCCACAUGCGCAUCCACACGCUGGACAAGCCCUUCGCCUGCCGCUUCUGCAGCCGCCGCUUCAGCCAGUCGUCGACGCUGCGCAACCACGUGCGCCUGCACACGGGCGAGCGCCCCUACAAGUGCCACGUGUGCCAGAGCGCCUACUCGCAGCUCGCCGGCCUGCGCGCCCACCAGAAGUCCGCGAGGCACCGGCCCGCGGCCCUCUCGGCCGCCGCUGCGACGGCGGGUGGUGGGUUCUUUUGGCAAAGUGGCAACAGCAAGUGGUACGGCAACGGCGGUGGCGGCGGCGGCGGCGACGACGAGGAGGACGGCGUUACAGUGCCUGCCUGUCUCGGCUUCACCGAGAAGUGGGGCCCAGAUGUCCUCAGGAAGGGAUGGGGGAAUCACUCGGACUUGACAUUCCAAGAAUCCAUAAACGAGAAAAUCCCCACCAAAAAAAAAUCCACUUCCCUGGAGGAGGAAACGAGCCGAGAGACGGUUUGGACGUGGCUCUGCGCCAAGACGGUUUGGACGUGGCUCUGCGCCAAGAAGGUUUACGAGGAACGGCGUUCCGGGGAACCGGCGUUCUGGCGGACCGAACCCGGCUGCGAUGGAGUCGCCGGACGCGACUGGAGCGCCCCGCCACAGCUGCUCCGUGUUAGCCGCUAUCCCCCGCCACCUCCGCCGACCGAAAUCCCCGGCGGCGUGGAGCUUGGGUCCCCGGCCGCAGGAGUCGAUGACGGAUCGGAGGAAAUCGCCGUCUGUGACGGGAGUCACGUGAUUGCCCGGGGGGUGGGGGGAGGUGCCUGGGAGGACUGUGUCCGUUUCCGCGUGCGUCCACCGUCCGUGCCGGUGCGCUCUCGCCGGAACAUCGUCACUAGCAGCCCGGACGUCGCUGCCACCGCCACCGCCGCGUCGCUCUGA